UCAUUUGUGUACAAUACAGUUACUGACAUAAACCAAAAAUAAGCACCAAUGACAGGAAGAGCAAGAGCAAGAUCAAGAGGCAGAGGUCGCGGCCAGGAGCCUGCAGCUCCUGGAGCACAACCAUCUGUACAACAAGAGGCUGCAAAGCCUGUUAUGCCCACUCCACCUGAAGGACAGCUGGUGGGGAGAGGGAGACAGAAACCUGCUCCUGGAGCCAUGUCUGAAGAAGCGAUGCUGCAGAUUUCUGCAGGCUUUCAGCAGGUAAAGAUCGGGGAAAGAGGUGGACGUAGGAGAGAUUUCCAUGAUUCUGGUGUCCACACUCGCCAGCUCAUGGAACAUGUGAAAGAGUCCAAAACUGGUGUUUCAGGCACUGCCAUUGAGCUGAGGGCCAAUUUCAUGCGUCUGCUUUCACGACCUCUGUGGGCUUUGUAUCAGUACCAUGUGGACUACAAGCCACCUAUGGAGUCCCGGCGCCUACGCUCAGCUCUGCUUUUCCAGCACGAAGAGACUCUGGGCAAAGCACACACUUUUGAUGGAGCCAUUCUCUUCCUGCCUAACAAACUGCACAACACUGUAUGUUUUCAGAUCCUCAAAGUGCUCAUAAUUUCAAUGGCUCUUAGUGAGGCUUUGGAUUGUGGAUUUGAUUUGGCCGUCAGUGAUAAGUUGCUUUAUCUCCAGGAGACAGUCCUGUGCAGUGAGACCAGAAAUGGAGAGAAGGUUGAGAUCACUGUUACUCUGACCAACGAGCUCCCGCCAUCCUCUCCUGUAUGCUUGCAGUUUUACAACAUCCUGUUCAGACGAAUUCUGAGGAUACUGAACAUGCAGCAGAUCGGGCGUCAUUACUACAAUCCUGAUGAUCCAUUCAACAUCCCCCAGCACAGGCUGACGAUUUGGCCUGGAUUCGUGACCACCAUUCUUCAGUAUGAGUCCAGCAUCAUGCUGUGCACCGAUGUGAGCCACAAGGUUCUACGCAGUGAGACAGUCCUUGACUUCAUGUACAGUCUGAGGCAGCAGUGUGGAGACCAGCGCUUCCCUGAAGCCUGCACCAAGGAGCUUGUGGGCCUGAUCAUUCUGACCAAGUACAAUAACAAGACAUACAGGAUUGAUGAUAUUGCCUGGGAUCAUACCCCCAACAACACAUUUAAGAAGGGAGACACAGAGAUCUCGUUCAAGAACUACUUCAAAACGCAAUACAGUCUGGACAUAACAGAUGGCAACCAGGUUCUUCUGGUUAGUCACGUGAAGAGACUUGGACCCUCAGGUCGGCCUCCACCAGGACCUGCCAUGCUUGUCCCAGAGUUCUGCUACCUCACAGGUCUGACAGAUAAGAUGCGUGCUGAUUUCAACAUCAUGAAGGAUCUUGCCUCACACACGAGGCUGAGUCCUGAACAGAGAGAGAGCAGAAUUAACAGCUUAAUCUCUAACAUCAACAGAAAUGCAGACGUGCAGAAUGAACUGACUACUUGGGGUCUGAGCUUUGAGAAUAGACUACUGAGUAUGAAUGGAAGAGUUCUGCCCUCUGAGAGGAUCAUACAGGGAGGCAGAGCGUAUGAGUAUAGCCCAUGGACAGCUGACUGGACUAAAGAGAUGAGAGGUCUUCCUCUGAUUAGCUGCAUGUCUCUGGACAACUGGUUGAUGUUCUACACACGACGAAAUGCAGACGUUGCCCAAUCUCUGCUUCAAACUCUCAACAAAGUGUCUGGGCCCAUGGGUAUCCGCAUGCAGAGGGCCAUCAUGAUUGAGUAUGAGGAUCGUCAGGAAUCUCUCCUGAGAGCCCUGCAACAAAAUGUAGCACGUGAAACACAGAUGGUUUUGGUGAUCUUGCCUACCAAUCGAAAGGACAAGUACGACUGUGUGAAGAAGUACCUGUGUGUGGACUGUCCCACUCCUAGUCAGUGUGUGGUGUCUCGCACCAUUAGCAAACCUCAAGCGCUUAUGACUGUGGCCACCAAGAUUGCUUUGCAGAUGAACUGCAAAAUGGGAGGAGAGUUGUGGAGUGUAGAAGUCCCACUUCGGCAGCUGAUGAUUGUAGGCAUAGAUUGUUACCACGAUACGUCUACUGGGAAGAGAUCUAUUGGAGCACUGGUGGCCAGUCUGAACCAGGGCAUGUCCAGGUGGUUCUCCAAGUGCGUCUUGCAAAACCGUGGUCAGGAGAUCAUUGAUGCACUAAAAGGGUCUUUACAAGCUGCCCUGAAGGCCUAUCUGAAGUACAACAACUCUCUGCCUUCCCGGAUCAUUGUGUACAGAGAUGGAGUUGGAGAUGGCAUGCUACGGAGCGUGGUGGACUACGAAGUCCCUCAGAUCAUGCAGUCCAUCAAGACCAUGGGGCAGGAUUAUGAGCCCAAACUGUCAGUGGUGGUGGUGAAAAAGCGCAUCAGCUCCAGAUUCUUUGCCCGGAUUGAUGGCAAAAUUGCCAACCCUCCUCCUGGGACAGUCAUUGACACUGAAGUCACUCGUCCAGAGUGGUAUGAUUUCUUCAUAGUAAGUCAGGCUGUGCGCUUUGGUUGUGUCGCACCUACUCACUACAACGUGGUGUUCGACAGCAGUGGCCUCAAACCAGAUCACAUGCAGAGACUCACCUACAAACUCUGCCAUAUGUACUACAACUGGCAGGGUAUCGUCCGAGUGCCAGCACCAUGUCAGUACGCCCACAAACUGGCCUUCCUGGUUGGACAGAGCAUUCAUAAGGAGCCCAACAUGAACCUGGAUGACUUCUUGUACUACCUGUAAAGUGAUAAGUUUCAGGGUCUCAAAGAAUACAUGGGCCAUUUUCAUUAGAUUAUUUUCCUAGUAGAUCGAGUUGUGUGAAGUGCACUGUCCGAAGAAUGUUUAUGUAUCUACAUGUAGUGUUUUCAGAGAGAUGCAGGUAUAAGUCGUUUUCUGUUUGUAAGGGGAUUUCUUUAGUUUGUUCUUAGAAUCUUAUAUUUAGAGGCCCUGAUUGUUAAAGGAAUUAAUAAACACUUAUUUUCUAAUUUCUAGUAUAAAAUAUGAAUGGUUAUAUCUGAUUAAUAUCUUCAGUGUUUGUAUAGUAUAUGCAUGUACAAGUUUUUCAGACAGUUUACUACAUUGAUGCUCUAAUGUUUAUCAAAAAUGUUGCAGCUCAAAUACCUUUUAUUUUGUAAAUGGAAUUGUACUAUUGAUUAUAGCAUAAAGACAAAAGGAAGGAAAGUUUACACAUCACAAACAUCGGGAAAAGCUGUAAUUUAGGAUUGUGUUGAUGUGUUAAAGGGAUACUUCAGAUUUAGUUUUAUUAAAGUGCACUGAUAUAAGAAGAAUAAAGCUCAAGUUCACAUGGUUGUUAAUGUGCAACAAUUUAGCCCAUAGUGAUGAAGGAUUUGAUAGAACGAUGGCAAUAAUGUACAUGGACAGGUGAAAAGGGAAUGCAGAAUUUGAAUGAUUGUUAUUUUGGCAAUAAAGAUUAUUGUGGACAA
Carassius gibelio (silver crucian carp) is the source of this 3431-nucleotide messenger RNA. Its product is annotated as piwi-like protein 1. Gene Ontology annotation, cellular component: P granule. The record is from RefSeq and is a predicted model, not a curated record. Lineage: Eukaryota; Metazoa; Chordata; Actinopteri; Cypriniformes; Cyprinidae. Gene Ontology annotation, molecular function: protein binding; piRNA binding. Gene Ontology annotation, biological process: regulatory ncRNA-mediated gene silencing. The transcript is spliced from 19 exons. Bases 49 to 2730 code for a protein of 893 amino acids.